GUUUAUUAGUGUUUGUGUGAUAUAUUAUAAAAGGAAACAAACGUGUGAAGACUUUCCGCUUCCCAUAUCGUCGCCGUGGCCUCUGCCGCUUUCCGGUGAUUCUUCUCGGCCAUCUCUCGAGUUCUAUAAAUCCGGAUCUCAAGAACCCUAAUGAUCUCGGGAUCCCAUUGAGAAGGCCUCGAAUCUUGUGAUCCCCGCCGGAUUUGCAGGUGGCGACGGUUAGAUCUUGCUUCGACUUGGACUCCGUUGGAUUAGAUCUGGUUUCGACCGCCUCCAUUCUGCGACGAGCGCGGUCGAAGCUAAGCUAGGUGAAUCUUGAUCUGGAAUCUUGGUCUGGUGUUGUUGAUACCACAACAAGAGAUUUGAUUUCUGGAACUAUUGGCCGUCUAUAGGCCAAUUAACAAGAGGGGUUACAUUUGAGAUGCCAAAGAACGGGAUGAUAGAAUGCAGUUACUGUCACUCCAAAUUUGUUUCACCAAGCCCCAGAUCUGUAUCAAGGGCAUAUGAUAAACAUAGAAGUAAUGUGUCAUCAAAAUAUCGUGCUCUCAACUUCCUUCUUGUUGUGGGUGAUUGUAUCUUGGUCGGUCUCCAGCCUAUACUAGUCUAUAUGUGCAAGGUGGAUGGCAAGUUCAAGUUUAGUCCUAUCAGUGUGAACUUUUUAACAGAAGUUGCAAAAGUCCUGUUUGCCAUCAUUAUGUUGUUAUUCCAGGCUAGACAACAAAAAGUUGGAGAGAAACCCCUUCUAUCAAUUGCCACAUUUGCACAGGCUGCUCGGAAUAAUGUCCUUCUAGCCAUUCCUGCUCUUCUAUAUGCAAUCAAUAACUACUUAAAGUUUAUCAUGCAGUUAUAUUUUAAUCCUGCAACUGUGAAGAUGUUGAGCAAUCUGAAGGUUUUGGUGAUUGCUGUUCUUCUAAAGAUUAUAAUGAGAAGGCGUUUUUCUAUAAUUCAGUGGGAGGCUCUUGCGCUCUUGCUAAUUGGGGUAAGCAUAAAUCAGCUUCAAUCAUCGCCUGAGAGUUCAACUGCAUUGGUUCUUCCAAUUACAAUGGUUGCUUAUGUAUAUACACUAAUUUUUGUUACUGUUCCAUCAAUGGCCUCUGUCUAUAAUGAAUAUGCUUUGAAAAGCCAGUUUGAGACAAGCAUCUAUCUUCAGAACUUAUUUUUGUAUGGUUACGGUGCAAUAUUCAACUUUUUGGGUAUUCUAGGAACUGCCAUUUUCCAAGGGCCUAGGAGCUUCAAUAUCCUUGAAGGCCACUCGAAGGCAACAAUGUUUCUGAUAUGCAACAAUGCAGCACAGGGCAUACUUUCAUCAUUCUUUUUUAAAUAUGCUGACACAAUCUUGAAGAAGUAUUCAUCUACUGUUGCGACAAUUUUUACCGGCAUCGCUUCCGCUGCAUUAUUUGGUCAUACAUUGACCAUGAACUUUAUCUUGGGGAUUUCCAUAGUCUUUGUAUCUAUGCACCAGUUCUUCUCUCCCAUUGCCAAAGUCAAAGAUGAGACACCAGUUGGAAAAUUAGAAAUGAUGGAAACUGAACAUCCCAGGUCAAAGGAAGCUUCUUUCUUAAACAUGACUGCUGGUGCUGCUGAAGAUGCCAGCCACCACAUUGGACAUGAUGAGAGACAACCACUUUUGCCCAUUUAAUUUAAGUUUGAGGUAUAGCUGGACAAGUCUUCUUAUUGACAGCAUACAGUUGAAACACUAUCUGGGUAUAACAAUUUUCAGAAAAGUGAAAAGCCAGAAACAAAUUUUGUUUUGGCUGGGCGAGCUCCAGACGAGUAAAAGGUCGCAGUCGUAGCUUAAAAGUACAGAAGAAUGAAACGGAAAAAAUUGAGAUGGUGUAUCCAAACAUCCGCUGGUGGUGUAAUUCAAGAAAUGGACUUUGAUACCAUUUAUUAUAAUUUCUUUUGUCUUGUCUUUCUAUAUUACAUUUGGCUAUUAGGCAUUCUGAUACCUGUUGUCUUCAUCUUUAUUCAUGUAAAAUGAUAUUUUCCUAUUCUUUUAAUUGGUUAAUAAAUCCUUUUACACAG
This is a messenger RNA of Musa acuminata subsp. malaccensis (wild Malaysian banana), 2025 nucleotides long. RefSeq names its product CMP-sialic acid transporter 5. The record is from RefSeq and is a predicted model, not a curated record. Gene Ontology annotation, cellular component: Golgi membrane. Gene Ontology annotation, molecular function: pyrimidine nucleotide-sugar transmembrane transporter activity. Gene Ontology annotation, biological process: pyrimidine nucleotide-sugar transmembrane transport. NCBI's taxonomy places the organism in Eukaryota, Viridiplantae, Streptophyta, Magnoliopsida, Zingiberales, Musaceae.